AUGAGUGGGCUCCGAGUUCCUGCAGCGGCAGGCACUGGGGGAGGAGCCGGUGUCGGCAGAGCAGGAGACCAGGGGGGAUCAGCGGCUGCGGCUAUGGAGACUAGUGCACCAGCUACUGUCGCUGAUAUUACUGAGCAGUUUCGGCGUACUCACACUUCUGGAGGAGGGGCAGCAGCCGCAGGAGCAGCAGGUGCAGGGGCUGGGGCUGCCACGGACCCUGCUCUACUUUCCAGGGUGGCGGAGAUUAGGGACGCCAUCCAGGCAGAGACGGUACCACCAGAGUUUACAGCGCUCAUAGAGACAGAGUCCGCUGUACUAGCAGCUGACUUGCGAGCCGUCGUUAAGACCGAGAGGGGUCUGGCGAAGACUCGCAAGCAGUUUUCUGAGGGACAGGUGGCGCACUGCAUCCCGAAGAACUUUGUACCUGAGCUCCACCUCCACACUACAGAGGCACAGGAGCAGCUUCGGACUAGGAUGCAGGAGCUUCAGCAGCACGCACAGGGACAGAUGCAGCUGAUUCUUAUCAGCGGCCAGGUGGAGGACUUGCAGCAGCUUCAGACUCGGGUCACUACCUGGCGUGACAGGCUUCUCGUGACGAUAGACGACCGACUUGCGAGAGCCUGUGACGUGGGGUUCCUUGCGCAGCAGUUUGCAGCAGAGCCGGCACGCUCUGCUAUCUGGCAGAGCAUCCAGGACGCUGAGGCAGCAGUUCUACCAGCAGCCUUUUUUGGGGCCUUCUUUCCAGCAGCAGCAGUUUGGAGCACCCCUCCGGCAGCAGCAGUUUGGAGCACCUCCUCCGACCCCCCCACAGCCCCCCCUGCCACAGCAGCCUCCACAGGGCGCUCUGUGCAGGAGGUGGCGGACAAGCUAACUAACGUGGCUGUCCACAACCUUUCGCGCAGGCAGUUGUCAGAGGAUGAGCUUGCAGGCCUCGCCCUUGGCCUCAAGUUCAUCCCGACACCACCCUCCUUAGACCAGGAGCAGCUGAGACAGGCGGUGGAGCAGUUUCAGAGGAGGGUCAGGCUGGCUUGGCAGUUCCGGGACAGUCGCAGACCAGUACCCAGGUUCAGAGUCCCACGUCCCAGCUGGCAGCCGAGUUCGGGACCAGAGGAGGUUGAGGAGUACCUGGCCGGGGUAGCUGACAGGGUAGAGGGUUUGUCGGAGCUGAUAGGGGGGCCAGCGCGGCCCAACGUGAGCAGGAGGGUGUUGGGCGCGCUGCAGAGGUUGAGUCGGGACCGGUCUAUAGUUAUUAAACCGGCCGACAAAAACCUUGGGAUUGCGGUGUUAGACAGGGAGUGGUACGAGGGGGAGGCGCUGAGGCAGCUGGGGGACAGGGCGGUUUACGAGCCGGUGGCUAUGGUGCCGUUGCAGAGACUUUGGGGGCAGUUGUGUCGGUGGGCAGAGCAGGCACGCCUGGCAGGGUUGCCGUCGCAGGUGUUAGACUUUAUCCUGCAGCCACGCACUCCGUGUUUGGAGCGGGCUACCAGAGCUUGGGAGCGGUUUCGGGUGUGCAGAUUCUACUUGCUACCGAAGCUGCACAAGACUCCAGUAGCCGGCAGGCCUAUCUGCUCGUCCACGCUCUGGGUUUUUGAGCAUGCAUCGGCAGUCUUAGACCACUACCUCCGCCCUUUACUACGGUUUUCACCCUCGCACCUUCCAGACUCACUUGCACUUUUGCACCAGCUAGAGGACCUUCGUGUGCCAGCAGAGGCUCUCUUCCUGACCUACGACGUUGAGAGCCUCUACCCAUCGAUCCCUAUCGACGCAGGUAUCAGCUGCAUCGAGAGGUGGUUGCUUCGGUGGGCAGCACAGGGGAGGAUUGCAAGGGGGGUAGCAGACACACUGGUGCAGCUGUUGGGGUUGGUCAUGAGGCAGAACCACCUCGAGUUUGGUGGUCGUUUUUGGCGGCAGGUUCGGGGGACUGCUAUGGGCACGCCUGUAGCAGUGAUCUACGCGGUUCUGUUCAUGGCUUGGUUAGACGAGAGGUUGCUAGAGACAGAGCCCGAGUUGUCGCAGCACGUCCUUCUCCACCGCAGGUUCAUAGACGACAGGGGUGGUGGUUUGGACGGGGACACGGGAGCGGCUGCUGGAGUGGGUGGGGGCGUUUGCAAGGGAGAGCUCUGGCAGACGACGGCUAUCUUGGACACCACGACCUUCCAGAAGCCGCUCAACGUGUACCAGUACUUUCCUUUCUCCUCCGCGCACCCCUCUCACUGCAAGAGGGGCUUCAUCUUGGGUGAGCUGCAGCGGUACAUUCUGAGGGAGUCCAGUUCUCGAGGGUUUAGGAGUAUCAGGUCGGCCUUCUACGCUCGGCUGCGGGCGCGGGGGUACCCAGACACUUUCUUGCAGCCGAUCUUCAGCAGCAUCUCCUACGCACGACGCCCGGAGCUUCUUGCCAGGUCACGGGCUCGGGGGGAGGGGGAGCAGGAGGCGCAGCAGCGGGUUCUCCCUCUUGUUCUCGACUUCCACCCGAGUGUGCAGCAGACACUUCUGGAGGAGGGGCAAGCAGCCGCAGGAGCAGCAGGUGCAGGGGCUGGGGCUGCCACGGACCCUGCUCUACUUUCCAGGGUGGCGGAGAUUAGGGACGCCAUCCAGGCAGAGACGGUACCACCAGAGUUUACAGCGCUCAUAGAGACAGAGUCCGCUGUACUAGCAGCUGACUUGCGAGCCGUCGUUAAGACCGAGAGGGGUCUGGCGAAGACUCGCAAGCAGUUUUCUGAGGGACAGGUGGCGCACUGCAUCCCGAAGAACUUUGUACCUGAGCUCCACCUCCACACUACAGAGGCACAGGAGCAGCUUCGGACUAGGAUGCAGGAGCUUCAGCAGCACGCACAGGGACAGAUGCAGCUGAUUCUUAUCAGCGGCCAGGUGGAGGACUUGCAGCAGCUUCAGACUCGGGUCACUACCUGGCGUGACAGGCUUCUCGUGACGAUAGACGACCGACUUGCGAGAGCCUGUGACGUGGGGUUCCUUGCGCAGCAGUUUGCAGCAGAGCCGGCACGCUCUGCUAUCUGGCAGAGCAUCCAGACGCUGAGGGUUAGGCGGGUGGAGCAGCAGCAGCGUCAGAGAGAGCGACGUCAGGAGCGGCGUGAGCAGGCAGAGGCGACGCCUGUAGACCAGACCAUGGGAGAGUUUGUCCCCAGGGAGGUCGAGAGGCAGGUGGGCGCCUGGCAGGACGAGGCCCGGGAGCAGCUUCGUCGCAUCCUCGAGCGACUUGACCCAGCAGUUCUACCAGCAGCCUUUUUUGGGGCCUUCUUUCCAGCAGCAGCAGUUUGGAGCACCCCUCCGGCAGCAGCAGUUUGGAGCACCUCCUCCGACCCCCCCACAGCCCCCCCUGCCACAGCAGCCUCCACAGGGCGCUCUGUGCAGGAGGUGGCGGACAAGCUAACUAACGUGGCUGUCCACAACCUUUCGCGCAGGCAGUUGUCAGAGGAUGAGCUUGCAGGCCUCGCCCUUGGCCUCAAGUUCAUCCCGACACCACCCUCCUUAGACCAGGAGCAGCUGAGACAGGCGGUGGAGCAGUUUCAGAGGAGGGUCAGGCUGGCUUGGCAGUUCCGGGACAGUCGCAGACCAGUACCCAGGUUCAGAGUCCCACGUCCCAGCUGGCAGCCGAGUUCGGGACCAGAGGAGGUUGAGGAGUACCUGGCCGGGGUAGCUGACAGGGUAGAGGGUUUGUCGGAGCUGAUAGGGGGGCCAGCGCGGCCCAACGUGAGCAGGAGGGUGUUGGGCGCGCUGCAGAGGUUGAGUCGGGACCGGUCUAUAGUUAUUAAACCGGCCGACAAAAACCUUGGGAUUGCGGUGUUAGACAGGGAGUGGUACGAGGGGGAGGCGCUGAGGCAGCUGGGGGACAGGGCGGUUUACGAGCCGGUGGCUAUGGUGCCGUUGCAGAGACUUUGGGGGCAGUUGUGUCGGUGGGCAGAGCAGGCACGCCUGGCAGGGUUGCCGUCGCAGCUAGAGGACCUUCGUGUGCCAGCAGAGGCUCUCUUCCUGACCUACGACGUUGAGAGCCUCUACCCAUCGAUCCCUAUCGACGCAGGUAUCAGCUGCAUCGAGAGGUGGUUGCUUCGGUGGGCAGCACAGGGGAGGAUUGCAAGGGGGGUAGCAGACACACUGGUGCAGCUGUUGGGGUUGGUCAUGAGGCAGAACCACCUCGAGUUUGGUGGUCGUUUUUGGCGGCAGGUUCGGGGGACUGCUAUGGGCACGCCUGUAGCAGUGAUCUACGCGGUUCUGUUCAUGGCUUGGUUAGACGAGAGGUUGCUAGAGACAGAGCCCGAGUUGUCGCAGCACGUCCUUCUCCACCGCAGGUUCAUAGACGACGGGGUGGUGGUUUGGACGGGGACACGGGAGCGGCUGCUGGAGUGGGUGGGGGCGUUUGGUGGGUUGGAGCAGACUAUUCGACUGACCCACGAGAUCUCCACCUCACAGUUCACCUUGCUGGAUAUCACGUUCAGCAAGGGAGAGCUCUGGCAGACGACGGCUAUCUUGGACACCACGACCUUCCAGAAGCCGCUCAACGUGUACCAGUACUUUCCUUUCUCCUCCGCGCACCCCUCUCACUGCAAGAGGGGCUUCAUCUUGGGUGAGCUGCAGCGGUACAUUCUGAGGGAGUCCAGUUCUCGAGGGUUUAGGAGUAUCAGGUCGGCCUUCUACGCUCGGCUGCGGGCGCGGGGGUACCCAGACACUUUCUUGCAGCCGAUCUUCAGCAGCAUCUCCUACGCACGACGCCCGGAGCUUCUUGCCAGGUCACGGGCUCGGGGGGAGGGGGAGCAGGAGGCGCAGCAGCGGGUUCUCCCUCUUGUUCUCGACUUCCACCCGAGUGUGCAGCAGGUCCGCUGGGGUAGGUUGCUGGCCUUCCCUCCAGAGGCACCAGCGUUUGAGCAGCUUUCUCACUACAGGGCACCUUUCGUGUCCUACAGGGCACCUCCGUCGCUCCGACAGCUACUCGUGCGAGCGUCGUUCAGGUGA
Messenger RNA from Closterium sp. NIES-65, 4965 nucleotides. NCBI's taxonomy places the organism in Eukaryota, Viridiplantae, Streptophyta, Zygnematophyceae, Desmidiales, Closteriaceae. The record is from the annotation of a GenBank genome assembly.